CCAUUUUCAGCUUCUUCUCUUCUCACAACCCGACAAAACUCUUUCUCUCUCUCUCUCUCUCUGCUUCAGUGGCUGUAGCUCGUAAUUUCCCCUCAAAAACCUCACCUUUUUCGAUUCCCUUUUUUCCUCUCAUUCAUUCUCCCUUCCCCAAUCGUCUUCCAUUUAUUUCCCAUCUCACAGAACCACAGACACACCAAAACGACCCUUUCAAACUUCAAACAAAAACACUAAUACCCCCUCUUUUUUCCAUUCUCAACAACACUCAGAAAGAUGGUAUCUCUAUACAAGCUUGAAUCUCGUGGGAUUGUAUAGCCCACAACAUAAAGCUCUCAACUUUCUUCUUCUCUUUGUUCUCUCUGCAACUUUCCUUCCUCCUUCUCUCUCUCAAGCUUCCUCUGCCGGAGGAUGGCAUGCCGGCGCCGGGAACUGAUCGUAGUGAACUUGGAUCCAGAGAGGAAGCUAAGUGGAGGCUUGAGGACCAAACAAGCAGGGAGAGGAUCCUGCCGCGGAAGCUAGUCUUCGCUUCAAGAACUUGCAGGAAGAAGAAGAAAAAGAAGAAGAAGAAGAAGAAUGCAACUUGCUUGGUUUUGACCCCUUUUCUCUACUUCUCUGUUGCUGAAUGCUAAGUGUUUCAACGCUGCGUCGGAAGAUUAAAGACCGAAACUUUAAGCCUUUUUGUGGAGCCCCUUUUUGAGUUCAAGCAGAAAACAGAAAUGGGGUUUUUGUUGAAGGAAGCUUUGAAGACUCUCUGUGCUCGGCACCAGUGGUCUUAUGCGGUGUUUUGGAAGAUCGGAUGUAAUAAUUCCAAGCUGUUAAUCUGGGAAGAUUGCUACUACGAACCCUUGCUGUCUCCUUUUCCGGCAAGCGUUGCCGGGGAGGGAAGCUGGUUUUCUUCGGAGUCUCAGUUGUCGCAGCUAGGAAUUCAGGAUGAGGACAGAGUCUGUUCUUUGAUUAACAAAAUGAUGGUGAAUAAUUCAGUCAAUAUAGCUGGUGAAGGGAUAAUUGGACGGGCAGCAUUUACGGGAAACUACCAGUGGAUUCUAUUGAACAAUUUUACAAGAAAUGCAUAUCCACCUGAGGUGUAUACUGAGAUUCAUCACCAAUUCUCAGCUGGAAUACAGACAAUAGUGGUUAUUCCUGUGCUUCCGCAUGGUGUUGUUCAACUUGGUUCUUUUUUACCGAUAAUGGAAAAUAUUGGAUUUGUGAAUGAUGUGAAGAGCUUGAUCUUACAAUUGGGAUGUGUUCCUGGUGCCCUUUUAGCUGAUGAUUACUCAGCAAAACUUUCUACCAUAAGUCUUGCAAAACCUGCUAAUGUCGGUAUACCUGUGUCUGUUGAUCCUCCAGUUAUUACCCCAAACUGCCCUCCUUUGAUAGCUGGUGGCUCGAACCAAGCAAGUAAUUCAUCUCAUGUUCCAAAGUCUAUUGUUCAACACAUAAAUAAUUAUGACGGUUCGAUAGUGACGCCUCAAAGCCGUAACAUAAACCAGAUAUCAUCCAAAUACCAUAAUGAACCUUGUAAACCUAAUGACCACUCAAUAACCAAAACAAACGUCAGUGGCCAACAAGAGAGUAUGGUUGUGAAGGCUGAAGCUGAAUUGAUGCCAUCAAAUUUCAGUUCAUGUAUGCAAAAGCAAUCUGGUUCUUAUAAUACAAGAUCUGCAUACAAUGAUUUAGCCAGUUUCCGCCAACCAAGUCUCGGUGAUUGCAGCCUUAAAUACAUGGAACAGCAAAUCUUAUCUGGAGUUGGGAGACAAAGUCAUGUUAGUCCUAAUAUGAACACAUCAAGCACCUUAAAUAUGGCUCAACUGAAAACAAAUAGCAGCCGUAUUCUUGGAUGUGUCCAGAGUUCUCCAAAUUCUUCAGUUCUUGGAGGAGUCCCAACAUCUGGUGGGAUGACUAAUCUUAUGAGGACAGAUAUGAUUAACGGGUCGGCUUCAAGCCUACCACAAAAUGUUGGGGUUGGACUUCAAAAUGAUAGAUCAACUAGAGCUGGCAUGCAUUCUGUGUCUAAUUUGACCAAUCAAUCAGUAACCACUCACAUGCCUUCAGAAGAUUCUAAUCAGAAGAAUCAUGCUGUUGAUUUGAAGCGUGCUUAUGAUGCUCUGGCUUCGUUGGAUCAAGGGCUAGAUGAUGUGAUGCUUCAGGACUUUAAAAUCCCAUUUCUUCAUCUUGAGGAUCAUGUAUCCAUGAACGAUCAGAUCUCGGGGUUUGUUGGUGAUUGUCUCAUUAAGGAUGCUACUAGUCAACAUAUGAUGGGAAAUGCUAAACAUGAAGAAGCUUGCACUCAACCUCCAUCGAGUGACGACCUCUUUGAUGUUUUAGGUGCAGAUUUUAAAAUGAAACUGCUGAAUGGAAACUGGAAUAAGUUGCUUGCUGAUGAACCAGAUGCCGGUGCUGAAAACUUAGAUAACAAGCCAACAUACAUGAAUAUGCAUGGAGCUCCACAUUAUAGUAGAUCGAUAAGCGAAACAAUAUCAAGCAGUGGUAUCAUCUCUGCCACCUGCACUGACAACCUCUUAGAUGCUGUGAUCUCAAGGGCUCAAUCUGCUUCUGCCGGGAAACAGAAUUCCGAUGAUAUGUCAUGCAGGACAACAGUGACAAGGACUAGUACCUCCUCAACUCCCUCUCCGGCCUGUAAACAAGUUCUGUUUGAUGUUCCCAAGACGGGGGACAAGAUAGGUUCAGCCGAAACCAGUUCUGCUAAGAACACUUCCAUUUAUGGAUCUCAACUUAGUUCCUGGAUUGAGAAUGGGAGCAGUGUGAAGUGUGAGAACAGCGUUUCGACUGGAUACUCUAAGAAGCCAGAUGAAGGUAAAUCAAACCGUAAAAGGCUCAAGCCUGGGGAGAACCCCCGCCCUCGACCCAAAGAUCGCCAAAUGAUUCAGGAUCGUGUGAAAGAGUUACGCGAAAUUGUGCCAAAUGGAGCAAAAUGUAGCAUAGAUUCACUCUUGGAAAGGACUAUUAAGCACAUGCUUUUCUUGCAAAGUGUAACGAAGCACGCCGACAAGCUGAAACAAACUGGGGAGUCUAAGAUUAUUAGUAAGGAAGGUGGAUUGCUUUUGAGAGAUAAUUUCGAGGGAGGAGCGACAUGGGCGUAUGAGGUUGGUUCACAGUCAAUGGUUUGCCCUAUCAUAGUCGAGGAUCUGAGUCCUCCGCGUCAGAUGCUAGUUGAGAUGCUUUGCGAGGAGCGCGGUUUCUUUCUCGAAAUAGCUGACUUAAUCCGAGGACUAGGCUUAACCAUCUUAAAGGGUGUCAUGGAAACUCGCAAUGACAAGAUUUGGGCGCGCUUUGCUGUUGAGGCAAACAGGGAUGUAACAAGGAUGGAAAUAUUCAUGUCGCUGGUUCGUCUUUUGGAGCAAACAGUGAAGGGAAAUGCAUCUUCAUCGAAUGCAGUCGACAACAUGAUGGCUUAUCAUUCUUUUCCACAAGCUACCCAGAUACCCGCGACCGGUAUGCCUACUAGUUUGCAAUGAGCCACCUGCAACUUGAUUGUUCUCUUGGAAUGGAUGUGUGUUGAGAGCAAGUUUUAAAGCACUUGCAAUGACCGAUAUCAAAUCUAGUCCGAGACUUCGGCAGGCGAUCCUAACUUGGUCUAACUGCAACCAUCUUGAGCCUUUUUCGAUUUGACCGGCCUCAUUCUGGAGGAGGAGGAUGUGUCUAGUUAAGUUAAUAUGCAAUCAAUCCAACUUUGGAUAAUUUAUAUGAAUGUGUCCUCCUCUCAUAUGACUUGCCUCCAAUUUUUUUCCUGUUCGAGUAAAAUUCCGUCGGUGAAAUGCACGAUGCUCGGCAGUUGUCGCAGCCGUUCUGAUGAUGUAUAGAUGUUGUAGGAUUUGGAAAUGGGGGUCAAGCUAUGCUCUUUGUAUUCCCUCUUUUUUCUCCAUUUUUCCCCCUUGGAGUGGUGUGAUCUUGCCUUUGUCAAACUUAAACCGUUAUGAAUUUCAGCUUUGUGUGGUUUGUAAUGUAAAUGUGGAAUUUGUUUUUAAA
This is a messenger RNA of Arachis duranensis, 3984 nucleotides long. RefSeq names its product transcription factor LHW. Gene Ontology annotation, molecular function: protein dimerization activity; DNA-binding transcription factor activity. The record is from RefSeq and is a predicted model, not a curated record. The coding region runs from base 714 to 3473 and encodes 919 amino acids. Gene Ontology annotation, biological process: regulation of DNA-templated transcription. NCBI's taxonomy places the organism in Eukaryota, Viridiplantae, Streptophyta, Magnoliopsida, Fabales, Fabaceae. The transcript has 10 exons.